UCCCAGCCUCCGGCCCACCGGCGGACUCAGGGAGGGAGGGAGGGAGGCUGAUGUUUCGCUUCCGUUCAGUGGCAGCGAACAGGAACUCGGAGACACGGCCCGGGAGAGAAAGUCAGAUAGUGAUAGAGAUUCAGAGAUUCAGAGAGAGAGGUGAAUGAGAGUAGCAGAGAGAAACACGGAGUCAGAGAGAGAGUUAGUCAGUCAGAGAGAGAGCCAGAGGUAGAGUCACAGACAGAGAGAGUCAGAGAGGUAGAGUGUGAGAGACACGGAGAGCAAGGGGAGAGAGAGUAUAGUCAAAGAAAGGGAGAGAGAGAAAGUGUGGCAGAGAGAGGGAGAGGGAGAGGGAGUCAGUGAGAGGGAAGCAAACAGAGAGAGGCAGACAGACAGACAGAGAGAGAGAGAGAGAGAGAGAGAGAGAGAGAGAGAGAGAGAGAAUCAGUCCGAGCAAGAGAGUGUGGGGGGAGUAGGGUAAAGUCAGAGUGAGUGGGGAAGAGGGAGUUGAGGCAGGGAGGGGGGAAUAGGUGGGGAUGAGAGAGGGGCAGUGUGGCAUCAUGGAGAGAGGGAGGAGAGGGCUAGGCAUAUGUUGAGAAGCACACAGCGGGUCGGGCCACAUCUGGGCAGAGAGAACCAGUGGAAGUUUUGGUUCAUGAAAUGAGAGUGUGGAAUGGCAAAACGGAGGGAGGGUGGGAUUUUGGACAGGGGUGGGCUGCUGGAGGAGCUGACCAUGGACGGAUUGAAUGGUGACGUUUCGGGGUGUCAUUCAAGCCGGUAACCGGGAUAAAGCUAGCGAUCGGUAGCAGUGCCAGAAUGCCUCGUGUCCUAUUGAUCUUCAUGCUGAUGUUAUCGGCUGGCAUUGACUGGAAUGCAAUCAAUGGUGAAGCUGGUGAAUGCACGGACUGGGGAGUGGACAUCAGCGGAGCGGUGAAGGGCUUUGACGGGGAGCCGGCGAGGCUGAGAUGUCCUCUUGUCAAGUCAAACUACAGCCUGGGCCGUGGAUCGGCCCUAACGCUGUCAUGGUACAAAACCGGACCGGGCGACGACCGGCAAGAGUCGGCAGACUUUCACCAGAACAACCAGCGGGUGUCAGAAGAGGCGGAGAGGCUGUGGUUUUGGCCAGCCUUUGCCAACGACUCCGGAAACUACGCUUGCAUGUUGAGGAACGCCACACGUUGUCUCAAGGUCUCCGUGUCACUACUCGUUAUCGAGAAGAAACGGGGCAAAUGUGUCAACAACGAGGAGAUGGUCUUCCCCGUGGAUCUCGCUCUCGGUGAGAUGAGGAACUUCACAUGCCCAGACACCAGCGGCUUCUCACGAGCAAUAGCCAGCCCAUCAACUGCUUGGUACAAGGGCUGCGACAAAAUUAGGAGUGGCGGCUCUCCGAUAGAUGUUAUUGAGGGAAGGCUGACGUUCAACAUCGUCAGACAACAUUGUGCAGGGAGCUACACUUGCGUCGUGAAUGUGGCUCGAAGAGGCCAGAAUUUCACCCUGACCAGGACCUUCCAUGUCACCAUCAUAGCGAACCAACUGACGCCAAGCCCACCGGUUUUGGUGCAGCCCAAAGCAGACCUCCAGGUGGAAGUGGAAUAUGGUCAACAAGUUAAUAUAACCUGCAAGGCAUUCUUCCACUAUAUCAUUGGGUCCAACACAAGUGUUUGGUGGUUCAUCGAUGGGAGACGUGCUCAGGAAUUUGGCCCAACAAUCCAAGUGUUUAGCAGUGAAGAACGGAUGGUUCUCAAGGACAAGAAGAUCACAAGUGUGCUGAGUAUCAGAGCCGUCUCUGCCGCUGACAUCCACAGGAAUUACAGCUGCUCGGCCCAAAACAGCAAAGGACUGAGCACUGCCCGGGUGUUUUUGGUGAAGAAAGCUUCUGGUUAUGCCGUUGAGCUUGGCAGUGGGUUGGGAGUUACACUGCUCAUAGUUCUCACGUCUGUCACCGUGUACUACGUAUGGAGGUUUGAGAUCAUUCUCUUCUACCGGCUUCACUUUGGGUCGGAUGAGACCCUCGGAGAUGGGAAGGAGUACGAUGCCUAUGUGUCGUACGCGAGGACUGCCGAAGAGGAAGAGUUUGUGCUGACGACGCUUCGAUCCGUACUGGAGAAUGAGUACGGAUACAAAGUCUGUAUCUUUGACCGGGACAGCUUACCUGGUGGAGUCAUCACAGAUGAGACGCUGUCGUGCAUCUGGAAGAGCCGCCGGCUGGUGGUGGUGCUGAGCCCCAACUACAUGGUCCACGGCACCCAGGCUCUGCUGGAGCUGAAGGUGGGCACGGAACGCAUGGCGAGCAGCGGGCAAUUCCGGGUCAUCCUGGUGGAGUUGCGGCCGGUGAGGAAGGCCGGCCGAGUGGCCGAGCUCAAGCGGCUGAAGGCUGUAAUGACCACCAUCAAGUGGAAGGGUGAGAAGUCUCGGGAUCUCAGGAGCCACUUCUGGAAGCAGCUCAGAGUCUCGCUGCCCACCAGAGGGCAAGGCCAGAUGACCAGGCCACCCAACACCAGGCUGGUCUAUAGACAACUUGACUUAGACCGGCCCAGCCCUGAGGCUUCACACAAUCGGUCAGAUGCCAACAACCAUGUCAGCACCCAUGAAGAACCUGGCAACCUGGUGGUUACUCCUGUGGAGUCCAGGGUAGCUGAACCCCCAAUACUCUGCUGAACAUUAGCCCCAUCUCUAUCAGUCUGGAGAAGUGUCCCGAUCGGAAACGUCGCCUCCCCGUGUUCUCCCGAGAUGCUGCCUGAGCCGCUGAGUUUUCUUUAGUUUUAGUUCAGAGAUGCAGCGUGGAAAUAGGCCCUUCAGCCCACCGAGUCCAU
Molecule: messenger RNA, 2804 nt
Organism: Amblyraja radiata (thorny skate)
Lineage: Eukaryota; Metazoa; Chordata; Chondrichthyes; Rajiformes; Rajidae
Gene: il1rap
Product: interleukin-1 receptor accessory protein
Exons: 11
Coding region: 808-2649 (613 amino acids)
Biological process (GO): signal transduction
Molecular function (GO): interleukin-1 receptor activity
Source: RefSeq, a predicted model, not a curated record